CCGCCAUCAUUCAUUCGACAGAUUGCUUCUCCAAAAUCCAAAAUCCAAAAUCCAUAGUCACCGUAGAUCCCUGUAUUCUAUGGGCAUAUCCUCUGUUAUUUCUUUUUCUUUUUUUAAUUUUUAAUCAAUAUCUCCUUCACUCUGAGAAUAUUGUUUUGUAUGCACUGACACAUGGACGACGUUUUCAAUAUGAAGUGAGAAAGGUAGGAAUAUCUGAAUAUUUGGAUUGAAAAUUCUCGGAGUGACCAAGGAAGUUGGUGUUUUGGGAAGCAAAGAAACAGUUGGGAUUUUUGUCUGCUUGUUGUUGGAGGGAAGAGGCAUCUGGGUUGUUUUAAAUAUCAGCGAAAUUGUGAGAAAUGAGAUCAGCAACUUUUUGUGUGUGUGGAAGAACGGCUCAUUUGACCCACAUUUACCAUUGUUAUAUGCCAUUUGGCAUUCAAUUGGAGCAAACCCUCUUGCCCAUUUCAGCUCUAAGGGGCUAUUUUAUAGAGCGCACUGAGUUGAUCAAGCUGCCGCCUUUGGAAGGCGUAGAAUAUAUAUUCUACAAUCUUUGCAUUUCCACCAAGGCACUGCCGGAAGGCCUGAACGGCGAGGGAGAUGGACCCUGGAAAGUCAAUAGAGGACCAGUUCUCCAGGCUGCAUCCAUGCCUGCCUAUGAACACAAGAAUUGGGAUAGUAGGCGCUGGUCCAAGUGGUUUAUCAGCUGCUUAUGCACUGGUGAAGCUUGGUUACAGCAAUGUGACUGUGUUAGAGAAGUACCAUACCGAAAUAUUUAUGAUCUGGGUGGUCAAGUUCUUGCUGCAAACAGUGCCCCUGUCAUCUUUCACUUGGCAAAGGAGACUGGGUCUGAACUAGAAGAAAUGGACUCCCACAAGCUUGCACUUAUUGACAAUACUACAGGGGAGUAUCAAGAUAUUAAAGUUGCAGAUGAUUAUGUAUCUGUGAUCUCACUUACCUUAGAACUCCAGGAUAAGGCAGCAAGUUCAGGUCGAAUUGGAGUCCAUGCUGUGAGUGAAUAUGCUUCAGACUUAACGCCAGUAUAUCUUGAACAUCAUGGAUUUAAGUCUGUUCCCAAAUCCGUGGCUUAUGGAUACACUGCUUCUGGUUAUGGGUAUAUUCAAGACAUGCCUUAUGCCUACAUUCAUGAGUUCACACGAACUUCCAUGGCUGGGAAAAUACGCCGUUUCAAAGGUGGAUAUACAAGUCUUUGGAAGAAGAUCAGUGAAUCACUCCCAAUAGUUCACUGCAACACUGAAGUGUUAGAGAUCAGACGCCAUUCUGAUUGUGUCAGUGUUGAUCUAAAAAGUUGUGAUGGAGAAGUUAAAGUUAUGGAGUUCGAUAAAAUCAUCAUUUCUGGUUCCUUUCCUUUAAAAAAUGGAAGAACUUACAGAUCACUACCUUCACAUCCUGCAGAACAUAAAAGUGAAGUAAUGGAGAUGGGUGAUGUUGAGAAGGAGUUGUUCAGUAAAGUACAGACAAUUGACUACUACACUACUGUUCUGAAGAUUAAAGGGAUAGAACAUAUGCCGAUGGGUUUCUACUACUUCGAUGAAUAUAUAAGCAAUCCUGCAACAAUUGGACAUCCAGUUGCCAUGCAGAGAUUCUUUGCUGACACUGAUAUUUUCUUAUUCUGGUCUUAUGGAAAUUCUGUCAAUAUUACGGGACCAACUGUGACAAAGCUUGCAAUUGAUGCUGCAAAACUUAUAGGGGGAGAAGUUAAGGAGGUGGUUCUCCAACGACGAUUUAAGUAUUUUCCUCACGUUGGCAGCCAAGAGAUGAUGGAUGGUUUCUAUGAGAAAUUGGAAUCUCAACUUCAAGGCUUCAAGAACACUUACUAUGUAGGUGGGCUUAUGGCUUUUGAAUUAACGGAGAGAAAUUCAUCAUAUGCUAUGGGUUUAGUCUGCAAACACUUUGCAAAUGACAAUUCCAUGCCAAACUUUCCUUAUGCUAAGAGUUUGUUUGCCUUGCAACAACAGUGGGGAGGAAGCCCUAAAAGCAUGGCCGAAUUACCAGAAGUGGAGUUCCCUAAUCUGCCUUCCCUUGAUGGCUAUCUGAAGCACUGGGGAGCUCACAGAGUCACUCAAAACAAGUUACUUUAUACUUGGAUUAGUGAAGAAGGGGAAGUGGUGAGCCAGAGAACUUAUGCAGAACUUCAUGCCAAUGCUUCUUGCAUUGCCCAAAAGCUCUUGUCAUGCCGGAAACCAGUAAUCAAGCCUGGUGACAGGGUUCUCCUGGUCCAUGUCCCAGGCCUGGACUUUGUGGAUGCCUUCUUUGGAUGCUUAAGAGCUAAAGUCUUACCUGUCCCAGUUCUACCUCCAGAUCCUUUACAAAGAGGCAGGUUCAGUUAA
Messenger RNA from Prunus persica (peach), 2348 nucleotides. RefSeq lists its product as uncharacterized. NCBI's taxonomy places the organism in Eukaryota, Viridiplantae, Streptophyta, Magnoliopsida, Rosales, Rosaceae. The record is from RefSeq and is a predicted model, not a curated record. The transcript has 9 exons. The coding region runs from base 357 to 2348 and encodes 663 amino acids.